AAACGCGAAGAAAUCCCUAACAAUACUAUUAUGGUUAGGGGUUUGGCACCACAUAUAACAGAGAAAGAUAUUGUGUCCAAAUUAUCAGACAAUAAUUUGGCCGCAAAAGACAUACGUUUAAUGAGAAAGAAAGAAACAGGAGUCUCGCGUGGAUUUGCUUUCGUCGAGUUCACUAACAUUGAAGACGCCAUUCAAUGGAAGGAAUUAACUCAGGGAUAUUUGUACUUCGAUGAAGAAUGCGAGGCAUCCGUUCACUACAGUAUUCCUAAAGACAAUUUUAGUGGUGAUAAAAAUAUUAUGAAAAAUGAUUGGAUGUGUUAUAAGUGCGGAGUCAAUAACUUUAAACGUCGUGAAGAAUGCUUUAAGUGUGGAACACCUAAAGACGAGUCGCUCGCAAAUGAGACCGGAGAUGAAGUCAGUUUGAGUCCAACAAAUGCUCUGUUGUUAAGCAAACUAUCGGCGAACACAACCGAAGAAAAAAUUUUGACAAUUUUGGGUUCAAUCACUGCUUUACCCAUAAAAUCGAUUCGUAUUCUAAGAGAUGAGUUGUAUAACAUAUCUCGAGGCAUGUGUUUAGUAGAAUUGCACACAACUCUGGAGGCAUCACAACUGUUUACAUUACUUUCAUCGAUGAGUAUGGGUUUUGUGAUCGACGACAGUCCGGUUCAAGUGAAUUAUGGUAAACGAAACGCAACGAUGGGUCAAAUACAGACCAACUCGAACGCAGCGAUCGUUGCGUUAGCGGCCGCGCAGUGGAAGAACUUAGACGACGACUCUAAAGGCAUUGCAUCGCAUCCGAGCCAUAACUCGAGUCGAGGCGCAGCCAAUGGAGCCGACUAUCAAAAGUACGAAACACCGGACGUCUCGUCCUUUCAAUGGGACGAGUCUUCUGGUUAUUAUUACGACUCCACCACUGGUUUCUAUUAUGACUCGAAAACUCAAUACUUCUAUAAUCCGCAAAGCCAGCAAUACAUGUAUUGGGAAGACUCUAAACAAACAUAUUUAGCAAUUGAGUCAAAGAGUCAGACGAGUGAAGAGGAGAAGAAAGAUAAACCAAAAGAUGCGAAAUCAGAUAAAGUGAAAAUCGCUAAAAAGAUCGCUAAAGAUAUGGAGAAAUGGGCCAAAACUCUGAACCAAAAGAAGGAUACGUCUCGUACUUGGAUUCCUAACGAACCGCUCGUUACUAGCGAUAGUGUCCAAAGUUGUACGGCUGACGCGGGUUUCACAGUAUUGGAACAGCAGGUGUCAAAUGCCGAGACCGACACUUCUGUCUUCGACACAUUCCCUAAACAAGUGAUUCCUCACGAGUUGAAGGCAAACACAGAUAAUACGAAUCACUUCUGUUUAAGUGCUUAUGAAAUCAUAAGAGCAGAGGAGAAGCGGUUAACCGAUUGG
Molecule: messenger RNA, 1395 nt
Organism: Medioppia subpectinata
Lineage: Eukaryota; Metazoa; Arthropoda; Arachnida; Sarcoptiformes; Oppiidae
Source: the annotation of a GenBank genome assembly